AUGAGGUUUUUUGACAAUGAUGGAUAUCAACAAAGAGCAGCUUGUAUUUGUGUAUUAUUAAUAACAUCUCAUCGUGAUAAAUCGUUAUGGAUAUUUCUAGGUGGUAGAAUUGAACCAAAUGAAAGUACAAUUGAUGCAGCAUAUAGAGAAUUAUAUGAAGAAGCAGGUGUUAAAGAACGUAUUCUUCGAGAAUUAGGUGUUUUUGAAAAUCGUGAAAGAAAACAUGGAAGAACU
Molecule: messenger RNA, 234 nt
Organism: Rotaria sordida
Lineage: Eukaryota; Metazoa; Rotifera; Eurotatoria; Philodinida; Philodinidae
Source: the annotation of a GenBank genome assembly